Python bivittatus (Burmese python) is the source of this 6122-nucleotide messenger RNA. RefSeq names its product sushi domain containing 1 (gene SUSD1). The record is from RefSeq and is a predicted model, not a curated record. Gene Ontology annotation, molecular function: calcium ion binding. NCBI's taxonomy places the organism in Eukaryota, Metazoa, Chordata, Lepidosauria, Squamata, Pythonidae.
AGGAAGGGAGCGAUGACUGGCGCUGAGGGAGGAGGCCGCGGAGCGCGAGCGCGCCUGGGCUAAACUCCUCUGCCGCGCCAGGGCCUCUCUGGGCUGAGGCGAACUGAGGCUGCGGGAGACAUGAACCCGGGGCCCGCUGGAGCGACGCAGGCCCGCCCGCGUCCCCGGUUCCCGCUGCUGCUCCUGUGGGCGCUGCUGCUUCUCCCCCGCUAUUCGGAGGAAGAGAAGAAACGGGAAAACACCAGAGAUGUACUUCUUGAUGUUUGUGCCACUUGCCACGCAAAUGCCACAUGCGUACAAAAAGAUGGCAAAGACACCUGUGAAUGCAAUUAUGGAUUUAUUGGAAAUGGGAGGACUUUCUGUCAUGAUAAAAACGAAUGUCUUUCUGGCAUUUGCGGAGAGCAUGCUUCAUGCCAUAACACACAAGGAGGCUAUUACUGUGUUUGCCAUGUAGGCUUCCAGGCUUCCAAUAAACACAAAAUAUUUAUUCCUAAUGAUGGCACAAAAUGUAUAGUUGUGGAUUGUGGACCUCCACCUUCUAUCCCAAACACUCUUUCAGUUCCUGCAGAUAAAACCACUUAUGGAAACCAAGUUCUUUAUACUUGUCAGCCUAAUUACGUCCUUGAAAGUGGAAACUCAACUGCAGUUUGCAAUACCAGAGGACAAUGGGAAGGUGCAGAUGUGGUAUGCAAAGAAAUAGACUGUGGAAAACCACCAUGGAUACCAAAUACAGACAUUAUCUGGGAUAACAGCACAACUUUAGGGAGCACAAUAUACUAUAAAUGCAAAGAUGGAUUUCAGUCUUUUGGAGAACCUAAUUUUUCACAAUGUAAAAUAUCUCGCAAAUGGGAAAACAUUACUUUUGAAUGCAAGGAAAUAACCUGUGGCCAGCCUCCUGUACUGUCUUUCUCAAACAUGAUAUGGAAUGGGACUUCUCAACUAGGAAGCACCGUAAAAUACAACUGCAUGAAAGGUUUCUAUUCCACAGGCACAAAAAGUCAUUCUGUUUGCACCAGAAACGGAUCUUGGGAAAUGUUGGAUUUAAGAUGUAAAAAAGUGCAAGACUUUGUUAAUGUUACAUGGAAAGACCCUUGUGUGUCAUGGAAGAGACAUUACGGAAGUGCUGGAGUAAAUGAAACCUAUCAAGUUACUGUGUGGAUGCUAGGGAAUGAAUCAAAGGAAAUGACAGAUAUGUUGAUCAAACCUCCUGCCACUGAGAUGGCAGUAAAUGUGUGUUUGCAAUUACAUCAACACACAAAUUACACUGUGAAAAUUAUUGCAGACUCCAUCAAUUUGCUUUUACGGCUCAGAAUAUACCAUCCAGUGAUUGAAAAGACAGUUGUAUUCAACAACAUCUCCAUAUUUAAUGACACCUGUAUUAAAUGGCAGAGAGUCCCAGCAAGAACACAGUCUGAGGAAACGUACCUAAUUCACCUAGAGGGUCUACGCUGGUAUCAGAAGGAAUUCAGUCAUGAGAUGAUUUUUAACUUCACCACAGAUUCUUGGAAUCCAGAAUUGUGCCUCAAUUUAUCUUCAGGCAGCAAUUACACAGUAAACAUUUCCACUGCUGACAUAAAUCAUAGCAUCCUCAUCCAUUUGAGCAUCCCAUUAGCAGGUCAUUGGGAAACUCCUCAAGUGCCAUCUGGAAUCUUGCUGAAUCCAUCAGAUCCACCAUCCCCAGAAGUAGAAUUCAUGUCAGCACAAGGCUUUAUACCGUUAUUGAGCUUUGUGAAAGCAGAAGGAAGAAAUGGUCCAAUCAGUUCUUACCAAGUGAUUGUCAUUCCUGGGAUUCCACUCUGCAACUUUAAUUGCUAUUCCUUGACUAACCUAACCUACUUCAGCAAAGAUUCAGAAUCUGAUAGCUAUGUGACAGCUGAAUUCUCAGCCAAGGGCAUUCCUGAGAACAGGUUGAACUUUGUCCUUGGAGACCGACUAUAUUAUGGGGGAUUUUACAAUGCUCCCUUGAAACCAAGAAAAGAAUAUUGCAUUGUAUUGAGGACUAUCAGCAAAUGGAAUGGGAUGAGAACGCAGUCCUGUGUAAUAUGGGCCCAUAUCAGAGAUAUAUCAUUCCCCCUGCAGCAUUUGACUAUCGUUAUUUUAGGCUCAGUUACUGCUACUGGUUCCAUCUUUUUAUUGUUACUCUGCCUAGGAUGCAGCACGUUCAACUCCAGCUGAACCACCAAGAAAAUAUUUUUUGGUAAGAUUGGAUAUUUAUCAAAUGCUAGUGAUACCACCCAGAAAAACAGUGCAUCAUCUUCUCAGGGAUUCUGCAGUUGCUGUUAUCUAAUGGGUACAACUCCUGAUCAUCUGGAAGAGAAUAAAAACAAGAUACAGAAAUAUGGAGCUAUCCUUCAGUGCUCAGGAGGAGGAAAUCCAUAUGCAAAAUAUCAUUUCCUGCCUUCCCAUUUAGAAAUAGAUUUUGAUACCUUGUUUUCUUCAUGUAGUUUUCAUUAUUGAAACGUGUCAUGUUUAUUUACACACAUACUCAUUUAAGUCCAUAUGAAACUUGUGUAUCUUCUGUUUCAGUUCAAGACAGACAUUGAAUUUAUUUUGGGAUGGGGAGUUACUAAAUAUUUUUAAAGUAAGAACCUUUAAUAACUCUUCAUUCAAAAAUAAAAUGGAACAUUUAUAGUAGAGGCCCAAGUUAAAGGCAGAAAUAUACAUUUCUGAAAAUCAGGUGAAAUUAAAUUGAACUUGAUGGAAUUAGUUGAAUUUGUUUCCCUUUGAAAUCAACAGGACUUUCCCCUUGAUUUCAAUAGAGUCCAUGCUUACUUUGGUAAUUUGGAUCCAGUCAGUUGGUGCAUGUUUCUAGUGAGCUGUUUAAUGGGGCUAGGCUGAAAAAAAAAAUUUUUUUUUUCAACCAUUCUCAUCACUUUCAGAAAAUUUAUUACUUUCAUAAUUUCCAAAGAAGAAAAAUUUGGUGAAAUGUUCAUUUAGCAGAGAGCUUUACAGCAGUUCGUAGCAUCCCACACUUCCCACAUUGCACUUAAAUUAUGAUGGAAGAUCUUUUAAAGGGCUUUUUUUAUAUCAGAAGCAUGGGCAGCCAGCACGAAAAAAUGGUAACCAUUUGAAGGUCAACUUUUAAGGAUUACAAAAGGCUGUGUUGACAUAGGAGAGAUUGGGGCUGAAAUCUUCAGCCCUCUGGAUUGUCUCCCAGAAGCUUAACAUCCAUUUUAAAGCUUUAAAUAAAAAAAUGUAAAGCUUACAUUAAUUUUAUCUUUAAAUUGAAAAUGGGAAAAAACCUUGCCAUCAAAAAUUGCUAUUUUGGCAUUGAAUUUCAGUGGAUACCUUUGGAAGUUGUGGAAGCCUUGGGCUGCAAAUUGUUCAUCCCUACUGUUGAAUGAUGUGCAACAGAAAAAAAUUGCGCUUUCUGUUCAAAAGUAAAAUUGGUUCAAAAGCACAAAAAAAAAAAAAUUCAAAAGAAUUUUGCAAGCAAAAUGCAAGAGCAAAAAACAAGCUUUCUGGGAAGAAAACUUUGGGGAAAUUGGAAGAUACAUUUCAACACACUCUCAAAUCCAGGGAACCUCUAACUGAGAUGCAUUUGUCAUUAGAAUCUUUUAAAAUUUAGUUUUUGACUUACAAUUUUGAUAAACGAUCGAUGGAAACUAGUUAAGUAAAAAUGUUUACAGAACUUUGAUGUUCACUUGAGUAUUAAAGAAAAACAUUUAUUUUUCACUGAGUUAUCUUUUUCCCCUUAUUUUCAAAUGUACUAUAGUUUUAGUAAUGCUCUACACCACACAACCCUCCUUCUUCAGGUGAUCAGGCCCAUGUAUGGCCCAUAAGGACAGUAAAAGUAUAUAUACAUUUGAAAUGAUUUCAGUUACAAGUAACUUAUGUUAUUUUAUAAAAUGUACUUGUUUUUUUCCUCUCUCCCUUUCCAACCAAGAACAUUAGCUAUAGCCAUAUUCUUCUUCUUCUUAGCACUUUGACAAACCUUGGACCCCUCCCAGGCUGCUAGUACUACUAUCUGAUGUCUACAUAAGGAUCCAGAUUUGGACAGCCUACUCGCUAUUUUUAUCUGUAAGAUGGUAGAGUUUUACAGAGAAAUCUAGAACUUUACCUAUACUAUUUUGUCUCCUUAAGUAAGCAGUUUUGAGGAGAGCACUCCUUGCAGUCUGUCUGUCUUUCCUUCAAAUAACUGUUAAGUGAGGUGUCAAUAUUGUAGUAAGGACCACCCUACUCUCACUUUCCCAGUUCAUGUGACUGCCAUUAAAUUCAUCUUUAAUUUGUGAAAGAUUAAAUUUCACAGCUAGGCUAAUACAGGGAUUUUUCCUUGUAUUAUUCCAGCUGUGAAAUGUAUACGAUUGAUAACACUUAUUGACUCAUGCAGUACCAGUAUUGAUCUCAGUAUCAGUUUGUCCAGGAUUUUCUGAAAGCUUAUUAAUCUAUUAACUUUAUGAUAUAUAUGAAGUCCUUUAUAAAAUGAACCAACUAUAUUGUAAAGAACUUUCAAAAUUCACUGUAAGAUCAGAUAGGGCAUGUUCCCAUUUGAGUAUUUCCUUCUGACAUACAUCCUGUGCAUUUUAUUGUAUAUAUUUUGGGAAAUAGUUUUAUGAAGGAGGGCAAGAUCCUAAUUUGGUUUCUGAAGAAUGUGCAAGGACUGACAUUCAAACACAGAUUAUCCUGUUGAAAUUUACCAAGAUGCUGAUUGACUUAUUUGCAGUUAAGAAGGCGACCUUCCCUUUUUCAUUGACAACCCAAUGAAGUUGCUAAGUGGAAUCCUUACAGCAGGGGAAAAGACAAGAAAAACAAUGGGGAUAAGUGAAUCAGGAAAUGACUCAGACGUCUGACAUCAACACAUUAGGCAUCCUUAGAAAUUAGUAGGUUUCUCUCUUUCAAUUCAGCCUUGAACAUUUCACUCUUUGGUGAAAACUUGAAGCAAGUUCCUGGAAGACAGUGAUAACUGCUGUAGUUUUCCUGUUACUGAUAGAGAUAGGUCUUACAGAAAAGAGGGUACUGGGGGGUCAGCCUGACAUUUUGAAGUUGUAGAUACAUGGUUGGUUUUUACAUUAGCUUUAUCUGCUUUUAUGGACAUUUGUUUGAAAGUUUAAACAGAGAUCGCUCUAUCGACUUAUUAAGUAUUCUUUGAAAAAAUGCAGUUGUGGGCUAUAAGAUCUGACAUCACCCAAGGAAGAUCUACAUCAGUGUUUUUCAACCUUGGCAACAGAAUUCUGGGAGUUGAAGUCUAUAUGUCUUAAAGUUGCCAAGUUUGAAAAACACUGUUCUACACCUUCCUCCCUUUCCUCUACUCAUAUAUGAUCAAAAGUUUCUCCAAAAGUUUGAAGUCCCUCUUGAAUGGAUCAGGCUUAAGUAUGUGCAGUAUGAAUAUGACACACAGCAAGAUUGCUGUUGAGUAUCUGAAAACAGUGAAUUACUUCAGGGAUUUUUUUUUAAUGAUACAAAACAAGGCAAUACAAACAUCCAAUCAGUGAUGUUUGCAUAGUGGUGAUUGCACUUGCAUAUGACCAGUUAACAAUCACAGUGUCUGAAUUAUGUGAAUUUUCAGCUACAGCCUAUGGAUCAACAGUUGUGUGAAUUGCUCCCUGCUUAGAAAUAAAGAUGUGAGAUGCCUAGUUAUUUUGAAAUAAGGCCACAAUCAGAGCUCUCUUGGAUCUGCAACCUAGUUAAGAGGAUUCAGCAUGCUCAAUAGAUACAAAAUUCUGAAUAUCUAUGGAGGAAAGAGAGAGAUUUCCAAAUAAAGGGCAAUGCAGUGGAAUGGAAGAUCAUGACCCGUAGAACAUCAUACUGAAAUGUUUUAUUUAGUUCCUUACAUCUAAUAACAACUUCGAGUAUCUGAGUGACUAUUCUUGCAUAGACAAAGUAACAUCCGUACAUGAAGCUGGAUUACCAGUAGGUUUAUAGGAAUACCAAGAUCUGCAAAAAUAGAGGGAAACUUCCAAUAAGUGUGAGGGACUCCCAAAACUGUUUAAUGAAGUGUGAACACUGAAAGAACCAUCUUUGUGUAUUCUUUAUAUAUUGUACUACAGUACUUUAUAAUACUGUAUUGUACUAGUGAAUUCUUUAUAUAUAAUACUACAGUACAAUAUAAUAUUCUAAGAUCUCUUAAUGAAGAACUAACUAAACUGAAUUUCAUGAUUCUGAGAAUGCACAUCUGUCUAUGA